Molecule: messenger RNA, 831 nt
Organism: Mercenaria mercenaria
Lineage: Eukaryota; Metazoa; Mollusca; Bivalvia; Venerida; Veneridae
Product: death-associated inhibitor of apoptosis 2-like
Exons: 2
Coding region: 1-831 (276 amino acids)
Biological process (GO): regulation of cell cycle
Cellular component (GO): cytoplasm; spindle microtubule; nucleus
Source: RefSeq, a predicted model, not a curated record
AUGGCUGGUGUUCUAUCGAGAUCACAAAUUUCAGAAGAUAUUCAAGAUUAUUUUCGCAAAGACAGAGGAAGAAAUCCAGGAAAUAACCAUACAUCUGUAAACACGUCACGUAAUAAAUCACCAAGAAACAGAGACAAUCCAUCAAAAUGCGAUACCUUGGGAAUACUGAUUGACAAACCAAAGCACAAACAGUAUAGUACUCUUCAGUCCCGAAUUGCUUCAUUCGAAAAUUGGCCACAGGAUAAAACGCAAGAGGUAAGGCAGUUAGCUGAAGCUGGAUUUGGGUAUACGGGAGUAGACGACUCUGUUAGAUGUUUUUAUUGCAGUAUAGGACUGAAAGAUUGGCCAGAAGGAGCUUGUCCCUGGGAACAACAUGUUCUAGCCAGCCCGGAUUGUGGUCACGUGAUUCAGUGUAAAGGUAAAGGGUAUAUCAGAAAAAUUCUAGGAGAAAAAGCCCAAGACUCUGAUAUUGACGUGGACGAUUCAGACGAAGUAGUGGAUACUGUACAGCUAGCUAUAAAUAGAAACGAAGGUGCUGUUAUUGCUGCAAGAGAAUAUUGUACAGAUGAAGAGAUCUUAAAAAGGGCAAUAAAAACAUUGAUCAAGCAAGACGCACAGAAACAAUUCUCAGCUGUCGAACUUGUAAAAGUUAUACAAGAAUUUGAGGAAACAAACGAAAAUGCAAACGCGACAUCACAGCUUUCCGAAGACGAAGAACAAGACGAUAUAGAAACAGACGGAGAAGGUUCUGAAGAAGAAGAGGAUGUGAAAGAAACAAACAGAAAAUUAAAGGAACCACCUCUUGUACCCACCACACAGGUUGACUUUUAA